Gamsiella multidivaricata is the source of this 1756-nucleotide messenger RNA. RefSeq lists its product as uncharacterized. NCBI's taxonomy places the organism in Eukaryota, Fungi, Mortierellomycota, Mortierellomycetes, Mortierellales, Mortierellaceae. The coding region runs from base 59 to 1708 and encodes 549 amino acids. Gene Ontology annotation, molecular function: protein binding. The record is from RefSeq and is a predicted model, not a curated record. The transcript has a single exon.
CGAUAACACAGCAUUGCAAGCUGUCUGUAGACAGAGUAAUUCAACUCAUGAAGCUGCCAUGUCAGCUGCGAAUCUAGCACGCCAUCUCGAGAUCCAUGGCCUCGAGCUCAUUAGCGACCCACACAAGCACCGCAAGGUCGUGGCUCAACGUUCUCUCAAACAAGGUUCUGCCGUUAUCACAUCCCGUCCGCUGGGCAACCCUGUUACCUUUCCAACACAUCGAUCCCAGCACUGCGAGACUUGUUUGAGAACCAGGAACGGACCAGCUGUCAGAUCCUCUCCAGCUCCGAAAUCAGUAGUAGAUCUCGAGCGAUGCUCAGUCUGCAAGAAGCGAUACUACUGCGACAAGGACUGUUUCACGAUUGCGUGGAAGGGCUGGCAUCGGUGGAUCUGUGCAGACAAGGAUAUGGAGGAUCUGGACUAUGAGAUGUUGAAGAUGGUCGUGAUAGUGAUCGAGCGACUUCGCAACGGUGCCUACAAGGAAUCUGAGGAUGCAGAUACGCUUCCGGCAGUGGGACGUGGAUCAGGAGACGGACCAGAAUCCAUGGAUUUAACGGCGUAUGUGUUUUCGACGUUGGUGGGACAUGAGACCGUUUCGGACCCGGCGCUGCUGACGAAAUACAAGGAGAUCGCGACGCGGGUCCGGGAGCAGUUGAUACAGUCCAAGUUUGCGUUCAAGAGUAUGGAGAGUGCGGGUGAACCGCCGUCGGUGACGGAGUUAAUACAGUAUCUGUGUCGGUUCCACUGCAACAACUUUUCAAUCCAUGACACGCAGCUGUUUACGAUGGCCGAGGGAACGUUUCCGAUCGGGGCGCUGUUCAACCAUUCGUGUCGGCCGAAUGCGAUCGUGAUGUAUGAAGGAAAGGUUCAGGUGGUGAAAGCACUCGAGGAUAUUGAACUGGGACAGGAGGUUUGCACUUCGUAUGUCGAUAAUGGAGUUCAACGGACGGAGCGGAGGCAGCUCUUAAGGGAGAAGUAUUAUUUCGACUGUCUCUGUCCACGCUGCGGCGACGGAUCAGAAAUACCGGAGUCUAAGGAUGAUGCCAGCAGCACGAGGAAGACAGGAUUCAGGAUUUUGGAUGAUUUGAUUGAGGGUGAUCAGGACGGCAAGGAUGGCAAGAAGGUUGACGGCGAAUGGCUCACAAAGCAGUUCGAGACCAUCAUCCUACCUGGCGCUCGUUCACUACAGCUCGCAGGACCUUCGCUUCAACCGCCAUCGACAUUUACGCGAUCGUCCUUCACGAGCUAUAUCAUCCACUCACUCGUGCCACUGAUCCAAACGGCCGUCUCUCAUCAGGAAUACACUAAACGGCUAUUCGAAGUCUACCAAGCCUUGCAAAGUACCCCGCACUGCACCCCAAAGCCGUUCACGACAAUAGUGAUGACCAACGCCACAUCGUUCUUCAACACAUGCCUCGAACAUCAGUCCUGGGCGUUGGCAUCCAAGAUUGGGACAUUUAUCCUGGCACUGUACUUGAUGAUCUACCCGCGGCACCACCCGCUUGUGGGACUGCAUUGCUUCACGCUGGCAAAGAGUCUUUGGAACGAUGUGGAAGGUGGGAUGACCUCUGUAAGACUGUCUCAUGAGAUCUUGAAGCUGGCGAGGAACAUUUUGAGAGUCUCCCAUGGCACCACCGGUGAAAAUGGUGCGCUGGUGAAGGAAGUCGAAGCAUUUAUGAAAACUGUUGAGACGGAACUCAGUUCAUGAUCUUCGAACGACAUAGAAAAUAAAUAAUUCAACAAGGCAAAAACAAAG